GCAAAAGAACGCGCAACCUUUUUUUUUUUCUUUUCUCUUUCAUUCCUUAACUUAUUAUUCAAAAUGGGAAAUUCACAAUCUGGUAUGCCAAGAGGCAAUGACAAGAAAGACAAAGAUAAAGAUCAAAAAAAGAAAAAGUGGGAACCUCCUGUACCUACUCGGGUUGGAAAGAAAAAGAAAAGAGGUCCUGAUACAAGUGCCAAGUUACCUCAAGUAUUUCCUACUACUCGAUGUCGUUUAAAGAUGCUCAAGAUGGAAAGAGUGAAAGAUUAUUUAUUAUUGGAAGAAGAAUUUGUGCAAAAUCAAGAAAGACUUAAACCUGCUGAAGAAAGGGAUCAAGAAGAACGAACAAGAGUGGACGAUCUUCGUGGUUCACCCAUGUCUGUAGGCUCUUUGGAAGAAAUUAUUGACGACGAUCAUGUUAUUGUAUCAUCAUCAACAGGUCCAGAAUAUUAUGUAUCUGUCAUGAGCUUUGUGGAUAAGGAUUCUUUAGAACCAGGUUGUAGUGUUCUAUUACAUCAUAAAACAAUGGCUGUGGUAGGUGUACUUCAAGAUGAUACAGAUCCUAUGGUUAGUGUUAUGAAAUUGGAAAAAGCUCCUACUGAAUCUUAUGCUGAUAUUGGUGGUUUGGAACAACAAAUUCAAGAAAUCAAGGAAGCAGUUGAAUUGCCAUUAACACAUCCUGAAUUAUAUGAAGAAAUGGGUAUUAAGCCUCCAAAAGGUGUUAUCUUAUAUGGUGUUCCUGGUACUGGGAAAACUUUACUUGCUAAGGCUGUGGCCAAUCAAACGAGUGCUACUUUCUUACGUAUUGUUGGUUCAGAACUUAUUCAAAAAUAUCUAGGUGAUGGUCCUAAACUUGUCCGUGAACUUUUCCGAGUAGCCGAAGAAAAUGCUCCUUCCAUUGUAUUUAUUGAUGAAAUCGAUGCUGUUGGUACUAAACGUUAUGAUUCGACUUCGGGUGGUGAACGUGAAAUUCAACGUACUAUGUUAGAACUAUUAAAUCAAUUGGAUGGUUUUGAUUCUCGUGGUGAUGUCAAGGUGAUUAUGGCAACAAACAAAAUCGAUAGUUUGGAUCCUGCUUUGAUUCGUCCUGGUCGUAUUGAUCGUAAGAUUGAAUUCCCUCUCCCUGAUGUCAAGACAAAGCGUCGUAUCUUCAAUAUCCAUACCUCAAGAAUGACUUUAGCUGAUGAUGUUGACUUGGAAGAAUUCGUCAUGUCUAAAGAUGAUCUUUCUGGUGCUGAUAUCAAGGCUAUUUGUACAGAAGCUGGGUUGUUGGCAUUACGUGAACGUCGUAUGAAGGUAGUGGCCGAAGAUUUACGAAAGGCUCGUGAAAAGGUGUUGUAUAGAAAGAGUGAAGGAACUCCUGAAGGUCUUUAUCUUUGAUUUUUUUUUUAUGAUUGUUUUUAUUACUAUUAUUCAAAAUCCCCCAAUAAAAAAAUUAUUAGUACUUUA
Messenger RNA from Halteromyces radiatus, 1452 nucleotides. Its product is annotated as 26S proteasome subunit P45. The record is from RefSeq and is a predicted model, not a curated record. Gene Ontology annotation, cellular component: proteasome regulatory particle, base subcomplex. NCBI's taxonomy places the organism in Eukaryota, Fungi, Mucoromycota, Mucoromycetes, Mucorales, Cunninghamellaceae. The coding region runs from base 64 to 1383 and encodes 439 amino acids. Gene Ontology annotation, biological process: proteasome-mediated ubiquitin-dependent protein catabolic process. Gene Ontology annotation, molecular function: ATP binding; ATP hydrolysis activity; proteasome-activating activity. The transcript is spliced from 6 exons.